CCUAAGAGAAAAGAGGGAGAGUUAAGAUCAAGGCGAGGAUUGCGUUUGGAAGAGAGUGGAAGAUAGAGAAAGGACAGACAGAGUGAGAAGGAAUAGGAGAGUUUGGUAAGAGUGGUUUUAUGACGAUUUGAUCGAAGGUGUGUGUAAUGCAUUAAAAGCCACCGUUUGGAAUUUCUAGUAACUUUCCUUCUAUAUAGAUAGGAUUUGCUCUUAAACAGAGAAAGAUUCAUACACAACAUUCAUCAAACGCUGUGUGUCUGAUAACCGUCGUUUCAGGAAGCUGUUUUUACUACUUUAAAACCACCUCCUAAAUUGAAGAUUAUUAUCAAGCUACUAAGAUGGAAUGGUCAGCAUGUACGGAUGAGUACGAGAAGCUUGUUUUUCGCAUGAGCACUCCUAGGGUCGUCAUUGACAAUGCCGUUUGUUCCAAUUCAACCAUAGUCAAGUUUGAUAGUGCCAGAAAGCAUGGAAUUCUUUUGGAAGCUGUACAAAUUCUCAGUGAUUUAAACCUUUUUAUUAAGAAAGCAUAUGUUUCAUCUGAUGGAAGAUGGUUCAUGGAUGUUUUUCAUGUCACUGAUCAAAAUGGAAACAAGUUAACAGAUGAGAGCGUUUUAAAAUAUAUUGAACAGUCACUCAGUAGCAUUUACAAUGGUAAAACAAAUCACAGAAACGGUCUCACUGCGUUAGAAUUGAAGGGCACGGAUCGCGUUGGUCUUCUUUCUGAGGUGUUUGCUGUUUUGGCCGAGCUGCAAUGUGAUGUGGUGGAGGCUAAAGUUUGGACUCACAAUGGCCGAACGGCCUCCUUAAUUUAUGUUAAAGACAGCAUCACUGGGACAUCUAUUGAGGAUUCUCAGAAAAUUAAUCGGCUUGAAGCACGUUUAAGAUAUGUUUUACAAGGAGAUAGUGAUAUUAGGAGUGCAACAACAUCUAUCUCUGAUGCUGUUAUACAUCCUGAAAGAAGGCUUCACCAAAUGAUGUUUGCAGACCGUGAUUAUCAGAUGAAUCCAAUUUUCAAGUUUAGUUCUGAAACGCCGGUAGUGACUGUACAGAAUUGGGCAGAAAGGGGUUAUUCAGUUGUUAAUGUUCAGUGCAAGGAUCGAGUUAAGUUGUUGUUUGAUGUUGUGUGCAAUUUAACUGACAUGGAAUAUGUUGUGUUCCAUGCAACUAUCAACACAAGGGUUGACCAAGCAUACAUGGAGUUUUACAUUAGACACAAGGAUGGAACCCCAAUUAGUUCAGAACCGGAGCGUCAACGUGUGAUUCAAUGCUUGCAAGCUGCAGUAGAGAGAAGAUCAUGCGAGGGUGUUAGGCUUGAGCUAUGCACCGAAGACAGACAAGGGCUUCUCGCCGAGGUGAUGAGAACAUUCCGAGAGAACGGAUUAAAUGUGACUAGGGCCGACAUAACUACGACUGGGGACUUGGCUGCAAAUGUUUUCUAUGCAACAGAUGCCAUUGGAUACCCAGCUGACCAAAAAAUCAUCGAAUCAGUUCGUCAAAAAAUUGGUUUAACCAAUUUAAAAGUAAAGGAGUUGCCUUUUGCAAGUCAUCAAAAGGUAGAGAGGGAAGAUCAAUCAGUUGGAGUUGGAGGGGCAGUGUUAUUGUCUCUUGGUAGCAUAGUGAGAAGGAAUCUGUACAAUUUGGGUUUAAUCAAAUCUUGUUCUUAAAAGCAGAAAGAUAAGAGCGUGAGGGAAUUUUUUGAGUGUGGAAGAUAUUCACUACUUUUUAUAGCAUAUUAUUCCUUGCUUCAAGUUUGGGCUUUGUGUACAUAUUAAAAAGUAAAGGGUGAUAAGUUGUUUUUUUCUUCACUUGGUUGGAUUGGAUUCAUUUGGUACGUGGAAAAUGACCUUUAUACAGCUGGAGGGAUGGACCCUCUCCAUUUUAAAUGUGCUUUGCUUGAAGGAAAGAAGGAUUUGCAUUUUGAAAUAGGUUGUUAUCCAUAGUAGGUUGUGAAAAGGGAAUGUAGAAUAUGAUUCUUUGGUGGCACAGAAAGGAAGAUUAGGUAGAGGGAGGAACAAUUUGGAUUGGGUUCAUACAUCUUUUUGUACAUAACGACGUAUCAAUUAUUAUUAUUAAUUUAAGUCUUUGACUUUAUUCUUUAA
Messenger RNA from Medicago truncatula (barrel medic), 2099 nucleotides. RefSeq names its product ACT domain-containing protein ACR8. Lineage: Eukaryota; Viridiplantae; Streptophyta; Magnoliopsida; Fabales; Fabaceae. The record is from RefSeq and is a predicted model, not a curated record. Bases 339 to 1664 code for a protein of 441 amino acids. The transcript has 7 exons.